Molecule: messenger RNA, 1106 nt
Organism: Polypterus senegalus (gray bichir)
Lineage: Eukaryota; Metazoa; Chordata; Cladistia; Polypteriformes; Polypteridae
Gene: mtch2
Product: mitochondrial carrier homolog 2
Exons: 13
Coding region: 40-945 (301 amino acids)
Biological process (GO): positive regulation of apoptotic process
Cellular component (GO): membrane; mitochondrion
Source: RefSeq, a predicted model, not a curated record
CGUGAUAGCAGAACGUCUCGGAAAGACGGACAGUUCAUCAUGGCGGACGCGUACGGUCAAUUAAUUUUGGGUUCCGGGCUGACUGUCCUUUCCCAUCCGCUUAUGUACAUCAAAGUCCUCGUACAGGUUGGACAUGAGCCUCUGCCACCAAGCAUAGGAAGAAACCUGUUUGGCCGGCAGGUUUACCAGCUGCCUGGUCUCUUUUCAUAUGCUAAGUAUAUAGUGAAGAUUGAUGGGAAAAGAGGACUUUUCAAAGGCCUGUGCCCUAGACUGUGUGCUGGGACAAUUGGAACAAUAGUACAUAGCAGAGUUCUACAGAAAUACCAAGAUGCUGAGAAACAAGAGGAUAUGGGGAGCUGUCUCAAAGAGGACCCAUCCUCUUUCCAGCAAGUUGUAAAAGAGACAACCAAAGAGAUGGUGGCACGUUCUUGUGCCACAAUUGUUACACAUCCGUUUCACGUGAUCACGUUACGAUGCAUGGUGCAGUUUAUUGGAAGGGAAGCCAAAUACAGUGGAGUGUUCGACUCUAUUGUAACAAUAUACAGAGAAGAAGGAGUCCUUGGUUUUUUUGCUGGUUUGAUUCCUCGCCUCCUAGGUGAUAUUAUUUCUCUUUGGCUCUGCAAUGUCUUGGCACAUCUCAUUAACACAUAUGCAAUAGACAAUACUAUGUCUCAUACAGGAGAAAUUAAGAGCUGCUCUCAAGCCAUCACUGGGUUUCUAGCCAGUAUGCUGACGUACCCUUUUGUACUUGUUUCAAACCUCAUGGCUGUCAACAACUGUGGACUUGCUGGCGGCCUCCCACCAUAUGCCCCUGUUUACAAGAAUUGGCUGGAUUGCUGGAGCACCCUUAAUAGAGAGGGCAACAUGAGCCGUGGAAACAGUUUAUUUUUCCGGAAAAUGCCUGCUGGGAAGAAGUAUGCAGCUGACCAGAAGCGUUUUUUUUAAACACCUGUGCAAAUGAAUAAAGUGUAAUUAUUAUAAUUAUUAAAAGUGGAUGAAUGAAUGGAAAAUGUUUCUUUGUAUGCAUUUGUUUACAAUCAUGUAUUCAAUUUUUUUAAAACCAAACUCUGUCAAACCUUGGAAGCAGUAAACACAUUUAUGCAUUA